AUGUGGCCAUCGCCGUUAGCAUCAGCUUCUCUGAUCAUUUCGUCGACCUCUUCUUCAGUCAAACGCUCGCCAAUAGUGGUCAUGACGUGGCGCAAUUCGGCAGCUGAAAUAAACCCGUUGCCGUCACGGUCAAACACUUUAAACGCCUCGCGAAUCUCCUCCUCCGAGUCGGUGUCCUUCAUCUUCCGGGCCAUCAUGGUCAGAAACUCGGGGAAAUCAAUAGUGCCGUCGUUAUCCACAUCGACCUCGUGGAUCAUAUCCGAUAACUCGCUCUCCGAGGGGUUCAAUGCCAAACUUCUCAUGACCGUACCGAGCUCCUUAGUAGUGAUCUUGCCUGGCUGUGUUAGAUUUUCUCGGGGGUGGGGUGUUGCCUUCGGCGGCUGGGGCUCCGCCCCAGACCCUGGUUGCUCCUGCUUCGCAGGAGAUGGCGGGGAUUCCGGGGGUAACGACUCGAGCGAAGCGAGAGGAGCAGCGGGGUCUGGGGCGCAGCCCCAGCCGCCGGAGGCACGAGGGGAACGUACCAUCGUUGUCCUUAUCGAACAGAGAAAAUGCCUCUUUAAACGCGGAGAUUUGUUGUUCGGUCAGUUGGUCAGCCUGUUUGGUUUGUUAGUACCGGUUUCAAGUCUGAUCACACAGCCCCUAUCUCCCAUGUCCCGAUCCGUUAUCUCACCAGUCACGGGACUCAAAACCCUGUGA
This is a messenger RNA of Sugiyamaella lignohabitans, 696 nucleotides long. Its product is annotated as calmodulin. Bases 1 to 696 code for a protein of 231 amino acids. The record is from RefSeq and is a predicted model, not a curated record. The transcript has a single exon. Lineage: Eukaryota; Fungi; Ascomycota; Dipodascomycetes; Dipodascales; Trichomonascaceae.